CGCGCUUCCGGGGGGGGGGGGGGGGGUUGGGCGGCGGCGUGAUGGAGCUGGUGGCGGAGCUGAGGGACCGCGACGGGCAGACGCGGUCGGUGCGGGUGCCGUGCCCGGUGGAGGAGGGCGAGGGCGGCCAGCUGCGCGGGCUGCGGCGGGGCCUGGCCGAGCUGCAGGAGCGGGUGGCGGAGCUGCUGGCGCCGCUGGUGCAGGAGGAGAGAGAGGCGGCGGGCGGCGGCGGGCCGCGCGGCGAUGUCGAGGACGAGGAGGAUGAUGAGGACGAGGAGGAGGAGGAGGAUGAAGGCGAAAACAACGUCGACACGAAAGCGAGUGCCGACGACCCCCCUCCGAAGCGGACGAAAGUCGAGCAGCCCCGCUGAGGGCCCUGGGGACUGCGUUGGGGCCUAGAAAGGGGCCCUGCAGCUGCAGCGGCCGUACGUGCCCCGGGCGGGCGGGGGCCCGCUGCUCUUCUGCUCCUCUUGGAAAAGUGGAGCGUCGGUCCCCACGCCAUUGGAACGCGGAAGCCUCAGGGAAAGGACGCGCCUUGGUGUUAGCAGCGUGUUGCUUACAGGGUACCGACGUGACACCGAGAGGAAUUUUUAGUAAACUAGUUGCUAAAUAUGAAACUGUUCUCACAAGUCUUCCGACUGCAACGUUUUUAAUGACUUUUUCCAAGUCAUAGUAUUUAUCCACGUGACUUUAAACUUUUAAAGUAAAGUAAUAAAAUGUGGAAAGAGUUACUUUGUCAGAUAUGAUCUUAAAACGGUACAAGGCAACUUUUAUUUGUAUGGAGAAAAAGCGAUUCAAGACCACCGUAGUAGUCCAAUUUAAAAAACACCUGUAAGACCGUGUUCAUUCCUGAACAGUCCUACAGGAGUCCUGUACAGUCCUACAAUGGAAGGUUAUUUUUGCCUGUCAUCUAAAAGGUUUAUUUUGAUCACCUAUCAAUCAAGUAUUUUCCUGGAAAAGGUCAAAGUAGGUUGAAAGGGUUGGGAAUCUUGGUUUCAAAAAAUCCUGGUUUUGUGACAGCCUGGAAAGUGACAAGUCAGUGUGACUUUGGUAAUUAAUACUCCACAGUUCAAAAACUGCUGUCUGUCCUAAGCCUGUUUUCCCCAAAUGGUUUUUAGUUGGGUUUUUUUAUCUUUUUUUUUCCAUGCAGCACUCAGUCUUUAUAUACUUUCUUCCAUCACUGAGUUUUAUCCAGGUUGAUUUUUAGGCUCAUUUGGUAGCAAAGUCAAAUAAAGUGAGCAUCACAGCUUAAUAUUCUGCCUAUGCAGAACUCUCAGCACUACCUAAAAAUAAGAGAAGAACAGAGUGAUUUUUGGAGAUGCUUUCUAAAAACAAACCUUUGGGCAGAAAUUAGGGGAAAUGCAGUAGGGUUCUACACUGGUUACUGUAGUUUGUUUUAGAGGGGGAGAAAGUACAAAUGUUGAAGUAACACCUAUGAGUACAUGAUAUAUAACAGUUCUUGGCUGUAUAAAUCGGCAUAACCCACCCAAUCCCUCCACUAAGGUAGCUUGCCCUUUCUUUUGACGAUAACGCAGUAUGUGGAUUGUCAUUAAGGUAACAGAUGCUUCUUGCAAGGUUGUCAAUGCUUCCUGUAUGUUACUUUAAUUCCCAGUUUUUGUUUGGCGCAUGCUUCUGUGAACAGGGAUAAAACAUUCUUGAUAGCCAAUCCAUAGAGCUUACUGUGGAGCCUGAGAGUCUUCUCUAGCAGAAAUUAACUGACUGAUUUAAUAGUGCGAAAUGCUUUUUUUUUUUUCCCCCCUCCAUUUUGAUGUGUUUUGCUGGCAUAGUUUGCUUAUGUAUUACGGAAACUGAGCAGACCUUGAGACUUGUGUGUGGAGGACAAAGUAUCGGAAUAAAUGAUGAAUUUUUAUGAGCACAAAA
Molecule: messenger RNA, 1881 nt
Organism: Harpia harpyja (harpy eagle)
Lineage: Eukaryota; Metazoa; Chordata; Aves; Accipitriformes; Accipitridae
Gene: GON7
Product: GON7 subunit of KEOPS complex
Exons: 2
Coding region: 42-371 (109 amino acids)
Cellular component (GO): EKC/KEOPS complex
Source: RefSeq, a predicted model, not a curated record